Xylona heveae TC161 is the source of this 1550-nucleotide messenger RNA. Its product is annotated as histone-fold-containing protein. The record is from RefSeq and is a predicted model, not a curated record. The transcript is spliced from 4 exons. Lineage: Eukaryota; Fungi; Ascomycota; Xylonomycetes; Xylonales; Xylonaceae. Gene Ontology annotation, molecular function: chromatin DNA binding; protein heterodimerization activity. Bases 279 to 1106 code for a protein of 275 amino acids. Gene Ontology annotation, biological process: DNA damage response; heterochromatin formation; leading strand elongation. Gene Ontology annotation, cellular component: epsilon DNA polymerase complex; CHRAC.
CUUUGGUAGUGGCGAACGCGGUCUUUGGCUCGCGUAAAUGCUGAGGGUGAAGUCGCGUCUGCCCGAGGGCCCUAACCACGAAUGCUUUUUGCAGGAGGCAAAGAAUACACAGAUUCGUCUAUAUUAUUUGGUUCUUCAAACUUAUUCGAGCAGUCAGAAUUAGAGCCGUAUAUUUUCUCUGGUAGCUCAGCUUGUCUACAUAUUUCAGUGUUUGAAUUUCUAAGACCUCCAGCGACGAUUUGCUCCCUCCAUCGAGCUGGAAUCGGGGGAAAUGCAACAUGCCACCCAAGAAAAGUGAUGGGUUUAGAGCGGCCGCCGCAGCUGCCCCCGGAGCUACCCAAAUUAAUGCCGCAGAUACAGUUGCUAGUCCUUCAGCCAAAGACAAGGAUGGAAUGGGCAUUGAGGAUUUGAGCCUGCCACGCGCAAUGGUACAGCGGCUCGCGAAGAGCGUGUUGCCGGCCAAUACGCAAAUUCAGAAAGAUGCCGUGCUCGCCAUCUCAAAGAGCGCAACUGUGUUUGUGAAUUACUUGUCUUCAUAUGCCAACGAAGCUGCUCAACGAGCCAACAAGAAAACCAUCAUGCCAAACGACGUCUUUGAUGCCAUAAAGGAAAUCGAAUUUGAAGCCUUCCUUCCGCGUUUAGAAGCUGAACUUACAAAAUACAAUUCCAUACAAGUGGAAAAGCGAAAUAAGAACAAGCAAAAGAAAGACUCAGCGGCUGAGACUGGCCCUGAUGCUGAUGCCCAUGCAUCCCCUACUGAGACCGCGGCAAGAUCCAAGGGUUUUAAGGCAGCAAGAACAUCGACAUCUCCUUCUUCUGCCAAGAUUCCCAGAGAGGUUGAUGCAACCCAAAGCCAUUCCGGUCCGCCAGCAGCGAAGAAGGCGAAGACGGAGUCCGGAAAUGUUGCGGCAGAAGAGGAGGAAGAAGAUUUCGAGGAUGGCGAGGAUCAGGAACAGGAUGGCGAGGAUGACGAAGAAAAUGACGAAGAGGGGGAAGAAGAGGAGGAAGAUGAUGUAGAUGAAGAGGGAAAGGAUGAGGACAUGGAUCGAAAUCACAAAGACGAACAGGAAGAUGACGAUGAUGAUGAAGGUGACUUGAGCGAUUAAUCAAAUGACUAUUCUUGUUCAAAGUGCCAGUAGCAUUGCAAAUUCUGUUCAUUUCCUUUCCUUCCCGAUUUUUUUUUCUAUUCCCAUGCAUGCCAUUUCGUGUCUGUCUUUCUCUCGUUUUGAUAUAUACUGUGCCACCCACGGAGGUUUCGGUUAUCAUCGAUUUCAACGAGGUUUCUGGUAGCUUACGGAAUCCAACCCAAUACAACGCAUUUGCGCGGCCAUUACGGGAGAGUAUAUGGCAGACCCUCAUCGCACGCUCUCUAGACCCUUGUCCUGGUCAAUUUUACACCUCAUGUCGUUACUCUCUUUUAUCUGCCGACACACUUUCAAAAGCCUUCGGCUCGACGCUUACACCAUUUUACUUCUUCGCAAAUUCUACUUGUCAUGUAUUAGUUUCCAGUCAAAAGCUGACAGCCUAAUAGGCCUUUCACAAAUGCACAC